AUGGGAAAUUGGAGCCCAGUGACCGAGUUCACCCUGACUGCCUUCCCAGUUCUCCUGCAGAUCCGGAUAUUUCUCUUUCUGGUUUUCUUGCUAACUUACACACUAACAGCAGCAGGAAACAUUACCAUCAUUACCCUAAUAUGCAUUGAUCCUCACCUGCAAACCCCAAUGUAUUUUUUCCUCAGUAACUUGUCUUUCCUGGAUAUUUUGUACACCACUUCUGUUACCCCAAAGUUACUGGCUUGCUUGGUAGCAGAGAAGAAGACAAUAUCAUUUGCUGGCUGCACGGCCCAAGCACAUUUCUUUUUCUUUCUGGGGACUGCGGAGUUUAUCCUCUUGGCCGUCAUGUCCUUCGACCGUUAUGUGGCCGUCUGCAGCCCACUAUGCUAUGCCACCAUCAUGGACUACAGGGUCUGCCUUAUGCUGGUUCUGGGCUGCUGGGUGGGAGCCUUCCUGUCUGUGUUGGUACCAAUCAUUAUAGUGGUACGAAUACCUUACUGUAAGAAAGAAAUUAAUCAUUUUUUCUGUGACAGUGGACCUCUUCUGUAUGCAGCCUGUGUAGUUACUUACAUUUUAGAGAAGUUAACCUUUAUUCUCGCUACCCUUGUCAUCCUGAGCUCCCUGGCAUUCACUUCUGGGUCCUAUACCUACAUCAUCUCUACCAUCCUGCGCAUCCCCUCAGGCCAGGGCCAUCAGAAAGCUUUCUCUACCUGUGCUUCUCAUAUGACUGUGGUCUCUAUUGUUCAUGGGAGCAACAUUUUUGUGUAUGUGAGACCCAAUCAGAAUAAGUCACUGGACUUUGACAAAGUAGCUACUGUCCUUAUGACGGUAGUGACCCCUCUUCUGAACCCUUUCAGCUAUAGCUUAAGGAAUGAAAGAGUCAAGGGAGUCUUAAGAGAUACAAUGAACAAAAUCACAUCACUGAUGCUAAGGAAAAUUUGA
Messenger RNA from Jaculus jaculus (lesser Egyptian jerboa), 942 nucleotides. Its product is annotated as olfactory receptor 6M1-like. The transcript has a single exon. Gene Ontology annotation, biological process: G protein-coupled receptor signaling pathway. The record is from RefSeq and is a predicted model, not a curated record. Gene Ontology annotation, molecular function: G protein-coupled receptor activity; olfactory receptor activity. NCBI's taxonomy places the organism in Eukaryota, Metazoa, Chordata, Mammalia, Rodentia, Dipodidae. Gene Ontology annotation, cellular component: membrane. The coding region runs from base 1 to 942 and encodes 313 amino acids.